This is a messenger RNA of Lethenteron reissneri (Far Eastern brook lamprey), 5656 nucleotides long. RefSeq names its product amyloid beta precursor protein binding family A member 1 (gene APBA1). Gene Ontology annotation, biological process: chemical synaptic transmission. Lineage: Eukaryota; Metazoa; Chordata; Hyperoartia; Petromyzontiformes; Petromyzontidae. Gene Ontology annotation, cellular component: plasma membrane; cytoplasm; dendritic spine. Gene Ontology annotation, molecular function: amyloid-beta binding; protein binding. The record is from RefSeq and is a predicted model, not a curated record.
GUGGUGCUGGUGGUGCUGGCGGGGCGGACCGAGCCGCCGGAGCUGCGCUUCUCUGCCAUUAACGUCGCGAGAGCCUCGCUCGGCGCUACAACAACAACAGUAACAGCAGCAGCAGCAGCAACACAAAAAAACCCGCGAGCGCAGGCGACGAGCUGAACCUUGACACAUGGAAUGAACCUCGUGUAAAACGCAUCGUCCCAUCGUUUUGCUGUAAGCAUUCAGUGCAGUGACCCACAGAGCACGAAGAUGGACUCGCAGGCAGAUGAGCGUGAAGCAAAUGGAGAAAUCAAUGAGUAUGCAGAAGCCGACCUGGAGCAUCUCGAUGAGGCCGGUGGGAGGCGUGUGGUGCUGGACCGGCGCCAAGCACGGCCCGACGGGGCACAGAGCCAGCGUGCGGGCGACUCCGAGUAUGAGCAGUCAGACGAUGAGGGCCGACAGUUGGUUGGGUACGAAAAUGAACACUUGGAUGAUGACGGAAGAACCUCCGAGUACGACAAUGAGCAACUUGAUGAAGAAGGCAGCAGGCGUGCUGUGGAAAGUGACGGACAGUUCUAUGGAGAACCUGAUGGCCAAUCUGCAGAAUAUGAAAAUGAACAGUUGGAUGAAGAAGGCAUCAGGCAUGUCAUUGAAUAUGAUAAUUAUAAUCAUUCUGAUGAAGAGGGAGGGCCAUCAGAGGAUUAUGAAAAUGAUCACUUGGCAGGAGAGGGAAGGAAUGAAGUGCAUUACGACAGUGAACAGUCUGAAGAGGAAGCAGUUGUGCACUCGGUUGAAUAUGAGCAGCAAAUGUAUGCCAGAGUAGUUCAUGUAGAACCUCAGGACUUGGAUAGGAAUCUAGCAAGGUCAGGAAGUACUGAGAGUGGUUUUCACAACCACACUGACACAGCCGAAGAUGAUUUAAGCUCAGAAUAUGCUACCGUAAGGGACCAUGAUGAGAGGCUGCCUGAGAACGAUGAUGAAAAUGUUUACUCGGUUGAGUAUCGCCCUGAGGCAGAGGAGUAUCUAGAACAGGCAGAAUCUGAACAUGCCCCAAUGUCAACUGCUGUGCAGCCGAGCCAGGCCAGUGCUGAACCAGCCAGUGCAGCACCUCCCAGUGCCAAUGGAAGAACAGCCAACAUGGUCCCCAGAGUCCAUCAAAAUGAAACCAGGUCUGAGCGACGCCGACCAAACCAACAGAGCGCGAGGCGAUCUGACCAACAAGUCCCUGAACAAAGUGUGCGGAGACCUGGGCCACCAGUUCAAAAUCAUCGAAGUGCGAACAGGCCAGAGAGGCUGCCACAGAAUACCAGGCGGUCAGAGCAAGUGCCACAGGAUCAUCCAAAUGCAAGACGAGUUGAUAGACAACAAGUUCAGCAACCUAGCACACAAAGCGCGAGACCUGAGCGACAGCCAGCUAACCAGAAAAGCAUGAGAGCUCCUGAAUCCCAAGUGACGAACCUUCGGAACGUGAGAAGACCUGACAGGCCGCAGCCAGCCAGCCAGAGCAAUAGGCGAUCCGAUCCAAUAGUCGCUGAUCAUGUAAGCAUGAGGCCCAACUCAUUAAAUGUGGACCGUCAGAGUGUGCGGAGGUCCGACCCAGUUAUUUCAUUGCAUAUAAAUCCGAGGAGAGCUGAAGCCCCGGUACCUGACCAGCAGGUGGUGAGGCAAGAAUACCAAGGUGUAGAAGAGGCGUAUCGCGUCUUUCACCCACGUGCUGAUCACAACGCGGAAGAGCACGUGUACGAGGAGAUCGGAGAUCACCCUGUUGCCGACACAGUUUAUUCCAUGGAGCCAUAUGAACAAGAGCGCGAGGAGGAAGACGACUACGACAGCAAGCAAGUUCUAGGGGCAAGGCUUCAUCAUUACGAUGUCAAGUCAGAUUCAGAGUCAGACAGUCCAGAAAAGGAUGCAGAGUACACGUCCUAUCCUGCUCCAGAUCCGGACAGUGAUGAGGAGCAUGAAGAGGAGGACAUUGACCAAAUUGUGGCUGAGGUCAAACAGAGUCUAAGUUCAAAAAGUUUGGAUCGGAUUGCACAGGACAUGCCGGAGUCAGAACAAGAGCAAGGAGCUGGUGCGGCGCACAGCGGCGCAGAAAGCCGCACCAAUGAAGUCUCGGUGGUGAGCCGGGAGCAGCGGGAGGCCAUCUCGCUCGCACUCAAGGACAUUCAGGAUGCCAUUGCAGAGGUCAAGACCAAGACCAUGCGCUCACCCUACACGCCCGAGGAACCCGCUGAGCCAAUCUGGGUUAUGCGCAACGACCAGAGCCCACCGAGGGAGUUAGAAAACGGCAUUCCCGGAGAGAGUCCAGUAUCUCCUGUCUCUCCGUCGGGCAUGGAAGCCGGAAAGAGGCAGCAGCGAUCGGACCUGAACGCUAUGGCAGGAUCGGACCCAGCCAGAGACGCUGCCAAAACUCCACAGUAUCCAAGUUUUGUUGAUGUCCCAGGCCCAUGCGACCCAGAAGACCUUAUUGACGGAAUUAUAUUUGCCGCUAACUACCUGGGCUCAACACAGCUCUUGUCUGAGAAGAACCCAUCAAAGAAUGUGCGGAUGAUGCAAGCACAGGAAGCUGUCAGUAGGAUCAAGAGGGCUCAGAAAUUGGCCAAAAGCAAGAAGAAGGCCCCAGAAGGAGAAUCGCAACCCAUGACUGAGGUUGAUCUUUUCAUUUCAACUCAAAGGAUCAAAGUGUUGAAUGCUGACACACAGGAGACUAUGAUGGACCACGCUCUACGUACCAUCUCGUACAUCGCAGACAUUGGGAACAUUGUGGUACUCAUGGCGCGCCGCCGUAUUCCUCGCACUGCUUCGCAAGAAGGCAUGGAAGCCUCCCAUCCAGGGCAGGACAGCAAGCGGCAGUACAAGAUGAUCUGCCACGUGUUCGAGUCUGAGGACGCUCAGCUGAUUGCCCAGUCCAUUGGGCAGGCAUUUAGCGUGGCAUACCAAGAAUUUUUGCGUGCAAAUGGUAUAAACCCAGAGGAUUUGAGCCAAAAGGACUACAGUGAACUCCUCAAUACACAAGAGAUGUACAACGAUGACCUCAUCCACUUCUCAAAGUCUGAAAACUCCAAAGAGAUAAUAAUAGAGAAGCAGAAAGGAGAAAUCCUCGGAAUAACAAUCGUGGAAUCUGGCUGGGGCUCCAUCUUGCCAACGGUCAUCAUUGCCAACCUCAUGCAUGGUGGGCCCGCUACGCGUUCUGGCAAGCUGAACAUCGGCGACCAGAUCAUGUCCAUCAAUGGCACGAGCCUCGUCGGGUUGCCUCUUUCUACGUGUCAGACCAUUAUCAAGGGCCUUAAAAACCAGACUAUGGUGAAGGUGAACAUUGUCAGCUGCCCUCCAGUCACCUCUGUCCUCAUAAAACGACCAGACCUAAAGUACCAGCUGGGCUUCAGCGUGCAGAACGGCAUCAUUUGCAGCCUAAUGAGGGGAGGCAUUGCCGAGCGAGGUGGCGUGCGCGUUGGGCAUCGCAUCAUAGAAAUCAAUGGGCAAAGUGUCGUGGCCACUCCACACGAGAAGAUAGUGCACGCACUCUCCAACGCAGUGGGAGAGAUCCACAUGAAGACAAUGCCAGCAGCCAUGUACCGCCUGCUGACGGGCCAGGAACAGCCAGUGUACUUCUGAUUCCGCAUGGCCAGCCACUUAUUCCAUGCAGCCCUAUCCCUGCACAUGGCCUACGUUGGACUGCCCCCCUCCCCCCUUGCUACAGACAUAAUCUCCUUGUAGGUUAUUUGUAACUAGCUGCGCUUUAAAAAAAAACAUCUUAAUACUUAGAAAUACGAUUAAGACAUUUUAGGGUCAAAUGCUUUACAUUGUGUAAUUUAGGCCUGCAGAAAUCACUGUUUGCCAAUUGUGUUACGUGUUGAUCCUGCCAUAAUGGUUAAAUUCGAGACGUGCUAGAGUUGGUAUUUUUAUGUCAACCCACAUCGGUCAAGCAAGUAAAUACAUAUUUUAAGAGUCCUUUGGGAGUUUUACAGCAAACUGUUCAUUUUCUCGCUCUAUUUGAGUUAUCAUUUGCCGUGUAGCAUAUUGAGUGAUUAAACAUGUUUAUCAGAGUUGUUGAGCAUUAUAAUGCAAUGAAUGCACAUGCACUCUAUGUUCUUCACUGGUACUAUCUAACUUAUUGGCUUAAUGUUAAUGCGUUUAAUUCUGGGAGUUUUGUAGCUUUAGAAUAUAUUUCGCUCUUGUCAAAGAUAAUACAAUUAUGAACGUAAUUUUGUUUUAACAUGAGAAAUUAUGCUUUCACAUGUUUAUUUUUUAUUUUAAAGUGUUGUUUUUGUAUAUGUUGAAUUUAUAUUUUUGAGGAAUGUCAUUGGAGACAAAUCCGCAUUUAAAUGCUUCCCUGUAGAUUUUUUCAUCCAAUUGACUAGUACCAAGCCACCAGGUGGGCAACCCACAUGUUUAUAUUUGCUUCGAAUUCGUCAUUUUUCUGGCAGUCGACAAGGUAUAUCGUGCACUGGGAACAUAUCAGUGGCAUUCAAAAUGAAACCAAUGCCCUCGCGGUUAUUGCCUGUAUUUUUGUGGAAAAGGAGACUUGGUAAGAUGAUGGGAAUACUUAUAAGCUUAGCAGACAUGAAAUGUUAUGUUGUUUACUCUGUGAACAUCACCGUUGCUUAACUGCACAUGCCCCCGUGUGGUUGCAUCUGCAAAUUAAAUAAGACUUAGACCAACUUUGAAGUUUCCGUACUUACACUUCUACUGUACAACUCAAUGCACAUCAUCAUAUGUAAUUUCUUAAGUCUAAUGGUAUUACUCUUAACGGAGUUGAAACAAGUAAAGCAAUUGACCCUUUAUGCAUGGAGCAUUCCGUUACAUUGAUGUACUGUUUUAAUUUUUUCGGUGUGGGCCAAACAGAAGUUGUUUAUUUUGACGUCUUGUAUAAACACUAAAAUGAACAAGUAGUGUAAUGGCUGUACUAACUUAUUGAAAGGCUGCCAUACUAAAGUGCAGCCAUUCUAAUUCUAAGUGCAAUUUAAUGGUAACUUUGAAGCUAGAUCAAGUGUACAUAUAGCUAUGUUGUUGUAUAACAAUGUCUUGUACUUUUAGCUCAUUAGAUGGUAGAACGAAUUAGUGAACUGCUUAAUAUUAAGCUAAUCUGCUGAAUCUUAUCAAACGUGUAAGCCAGUGGCGUACAGUAGCUCUGUAAAGUUAUGUAGUUAUAUCCAGAUGUCUCUCACUAGCGCACAUUGCCACUAGAUAUCAAAAUGUUUUUUUGUUUUUCAAGCAUAUAUAACUGGCCACUGUAAAAUCGGAUUUACCAGUGUUGUACAAGUGUAAUUGGCAUUGUAUUUUUUUUUUACAUUCUGUAUGUUUUUUAGGAUAACACCGGUGGUCAUAACAUCCCAUAAAUGUUAAAAGGUUAAGAAAACUAGUUAUUUUAGAAAGGGGAAGAAAAGGUUUGCGGUCAUAUUUCAUGUUGCAUGGCAUUCUCUGUUCAAUAAGUGUAUCCAUACAUUUCUUAGUAGGCUGCUUUACAAUACAACAACAACAUGCAAAGUAAUUUUAGAACUUGUUCUUUAAAAAGUGUUUCAUCAUUUUGGUUCGUGCAUGCCUGCCUUAACUUCAUAGUGAAUCAACAUCUUGCAAAAGUAGCUCCAAACCUAUUGUUGUGAAAAAUGUAGUUAAUAAUCCUUAAAUUCCAGUAUGUGUGGUGAAUGUGCAGUAAUACGAAAUAAAUAUUAAACAAUUA